AUGCAAGACAUGCCACAGAACAACACACACGUUGAGGAGACCCUUCAUCCAAACAAGACAAGGUUUAAUAACAGCAAUAAUCCUAAUUCUAGCAUCAGCAUCAACAAUGGAGACCCAAAGGCCAUUCUCAUUAACACCCAGCUCAGCCAUCUCAACCAACUGAACCAUCUUAGCCAUGCCAAUAGGGUAUCGUCCACCUCUUCCUCGUACACUUCAACAACUUCUCCAUCCAAUUUCACCUCCUUUUCUUAUAAUAACAGCAAUAGUCCGUCGGUUCAGCCACCAGUUUCAUUGUCUCUCCAAAGAAACUCGUUGAGCUCUAGGUCCGGGUCCAUAGAGAACCUCUCAAAUAGUAUACCCAACGGCAUACUUAUUCCACCACCUACACAACAACAACAACAACAACAACAACAACAACAACAACAACAGCAACCGCAACCGCAGCUUCAACAUUCUCUCUCCUUCAACCAUUCCUACACAUCUUCAAUAACACCUGCUGGUAGACGAUCCUUACUCACCUCGAAGUUAAAGGAAGAAUCUCUACGUAGACCUCAUCAAUUACCACAGUUCCAGAAACAGCAUCAACUACACCAUCUUCAACAAAACCAAUUACAGCAUCAACAAUUGCAGUUACAACAGGCGUACCAACAACAACAACAAUACCAUCAUCACCAUCAUCAACAACAGCAACGUCAACAACAACAACAGCAGCAGCAAUACCAAGAAGACACACAGUUUCCUACACCGGCACGCGCUACUGCAACUACAAAUGUAUCCAAAGACCUGGUGUUCUCAACAAACAAUAGUAGUAACUCUACUCUUUACCAAGAUGCCCCCACAGAUAGCUCUUUCAGUACAGGAAGAAGUAAUGUAGGUAAUCUCAGUCAAAAUAUAAACCAUCAAUUUCUAUCAGUUUCGGCGCCUGCUCAUGCUCCAAUCCAUCACCAACACCAACACCAACAACUACAACAACAAGAGCAAACCUUAAUACCACCACCUAACUAUCAAUCCCAUCAUGAGCCAGAGUCAACGAAAAGUAUAAACAUAGCAGAGUUCCCCCCUAAUGACUUACUAGUUAUGUUGUCUGCAUUGUUACAAAAAAUCAUUGAAGCAAAUGAUAUAUUACACACCGAUGGGAAUCUGAAUCCAGUUAUACCAUCGUCAUCAGUGAAUGCCACCAGCACGUCAUCGUCAUUCUCCAACGAGACCACCCAUUUGUUCAAUGAUAAAUACAAUGCUAAUGUCAUGGCCUUUCGUGGGCGAAAUAUUCCGGCAAUUUCCAUUUAUUCUUACCUUAAGCGGAUCAUUAAGUACUGUCCCGCAACAAAUGAUGUGUUUCUUUCUUUAUUGGUGUAUUUUGAUCGAAUUGCAAAACGUGCAAAUAAUACCGUCCAUACCCAAGAAGAUGCAAUCAUGCAAGACGAUACAACAGAAUCGCCCUCAGAAUCGCCGUUCCAGGUCUUUGUUAUGGAUAGUUAUAAUAUUCAUCGGUUGAUUAUAGCUGGUGUUAUCGUUGCUUCCAAAUUUCUGAGUGACGUGUUCUAUAAGAAUUCGAGGUAUGCCAAGGUUGGGGGGUUGCCAUUAGAAGAACUGAAUCAUUUAGAGCUACAAUUUCUACUGUUGUUAGAUUUUCAGUUGAUGAUUCAGAAGGAAGAGUUGGAGAAAUAUGCCGAACUACUUUCACGUUUCUGGAAAAGACAACAAUUGCAACAGCAACAGCAACAGCAGCAACAGCAGCAACCGCAACAACCGCCACCCACUUAA
Pichia kudriavzevii is the source of this 1764-nucleotide messenger RNA. RefSeq lists its product as uncharacterized. Gene Ontology annotation, biological process: regulation of cyclin-dependent protein serine/threonine kinase activity. Bases 1 to 1764 code for a protein of 587 amino acids. Gene Ontology annotation, cellular component: cyclin-dependent protein kinase holoenzyme complex; nucleus. NCBI's taxonomy places the organism in Eukaryota, Fungi, Ascomycota, Pichiomycetes, Pichiales, Pichiaceae. The record is from RefSeq and is a predicted model, not a curated record. Gene Ontology annotation, molecular function: cyclin-dependent protein serine/threonine kinase regulator activity; protein kinase binding. The transcript has a single exon.